AAAGCAAAACACACAGGCCUGUCUGCAGCUCCUGGUCAUACCUCGGAUAUAUCCUCUAGAUCUCAGGGGAUCUGCGCCUGCUGGGGCCUUCUUGGGAUCUAUCAUUUGAAUUAUCUGCACAUUUUACCCAGCACUUCUUAUAAAAAAAAACUGGAAAAAAACUUUGCAACCAGUCAGGAACUAAAACUGCCCAUUUUUAAUGUUUAUUAAACCUUGCACCUCCAUGUGUGCCUAAUAAUUUUAUAUCUUUUAUAUUUUAUUUCACCCUCCACUUCCUUUUUACUGUCAUCAUUUGUGAGAUCUUUUUUUUUUUUAAUUUCUCAAUUGUUCCCCAGUCUAUUUUCUCUAACAAAUAAUAACUAUCAUCACAAAAUAUAGAUUUGUAUAUGUAAAAAAAAUGGAGUUCUCAGAAAGGAAAAGAAGCAGAAAAUCUCAGAGCUUUAAGCUGGUGAACCAAGAAUAUCAUGAAAUUUUUAAAGCCUCAGGGUACAGCAGUGAUGUCAACGGGGAGUCUAAAGAUUUGGAGCAGUUGUCAGGUGAUGAAAGUUUUGAAAUAAAAAAGCAGAUAACUGGCAUGAGAAGACUUCUCAAUGACAGCACUGGGCGGAUAUAUCAGCGGGUUGGCAAAGAGGGAGAGAAGCUCAAGCAGGAGCCUCAUGACAAGGACCUGGGCUGGGCGGAUAGUCUGAGUGCCCCUUGUGAGGCAGAGGAGCCUAUACAUCAUUCCCAGAGCCCCUGGAAUGAAGUGCCAAUACAACCCCCAGAGUUCACAGGACAAUAUGGAACCCGGUCUAAAACUGUGCAGAAUAAUGUGAAAAAUACAACUGGAGGAUCUAAUGGUGAGCUGCGAAUAGGAAAUACCAAGUGCUGUACGUGCACUUGCCAGCCCAUGCUGCAGGCCAUCCUCCAGGAGCUCAGAGCAAUGAGGAAGUUCAUGCAAAUACAAGCAGCAGCCCAGAACCGACUGCAAGUUCCUCAAUCUUGUAUUUGCUCCCAAAAGUCUGUCAUGACAAGGAAAAGAAUAAAAAAGAAAAAAGUUCUUCCAAAGUCCAUGCUAUCCUCAAACAGAGCACUGAAUGUGAGUGUGAACAAACAGAAGGACACAGAGCUUCAAGAAAAGUCCAGCCUAACACAAACAGAGCAGCUCACAAAAAUAGAGGAGCACACGCAAGGAUUUGGUAUUGUGCACAAUUCAUCAUCCUCUGAUCCAGAAAUACAACUAGCAGAAGGAUUUGAUGUAUUCAUGCCAAAAUCUCAGCUGGACUCCAUACUAUCAAACUAUACACGGUCAGGGAGUCUGCUCUUCAGGAAACUAGUAUGUGCAUUUUUUGACGACAAAACAUUAGCGAAUUCCCUGCCCAAUGGAAAACGAAAAAGGGGACUCAACGACAACCGCAAAGGGUUGGACCAAAAUAUUGUGGGAGCAAUAAAAGUUUUUACAGAAAAGUAUUGCACUGCUAACAAUGUGGAUAAAGCUCCAGGUCCACGAGGCUGGGUACAGAUUCUUCAGGAUCAAAUAAAGCUGGCCAGGAGGAGAGUAAAAAGAGGCUGUGAUUCAGAAUUUACAGGUUUUGAUGAGAAAACAGAUGCCAUAUCUUUACCGCAGACAGGUAGUCUAUUUCACACCACAGAUGAUGAUGUAUGGCUAAAUUCCAAGCCAGGAUUUUAAGAUCCAGCACCAAAACCUGGAAAACAUAUGGACAAAAUGCACUAACCAGAGUUUGUUUUCCUACAAUUCCAGUCAUUUUUUGCAGAGUUUAUUUUUUAUUAACUAUAAUAAAAGAAAACAAACUGGGUUACCCACCUCACUACCUAAUGGUUUUACACUUAGAUGUCCUUCAGAUCCAAACGUUUCCACUUUAUUUUAUCUUUUUAUCUAAAAUCAUAACAUGGAUAAUUGUAAGCAACUGCUGUAAAGUAUUGGUGAAGACACAAGAUAACAGACUUUUAAUCAUAUGUUUGUUUGUUUUUAAUUAUUGACUUGAUUCAGCAUUCUUUAGGGAAGCCUGAGAGGUGUAGUGACAUAAUUAUGUGACGUAGUCUUUGUAUGACAUUUUUAUUUGUUUGACACUGCAUAUGUCCCUUUAAUUGUUUUUGUGUCAUAAUUUCAUUGGUUACCAGAAAGGGUGGCAAAAUAUUGCUAUUGAAUGAAUGUUUGCGCUCUAUGGUAACUGAGAGUAUCCCAGAAUUCAGAUAUUGAUUCAGCACCUUAUAUGAGACAUGUUUGAAAAUAGAAGUGAUUUAAUUUGUAAAAGCACAUUCCUCUUACUAAACUACAUGUUAUGUUCCAUAGUGUUAUUAUUGAUAAAGCUUGUGAAUUUAAAAAAAACCUCAUUCUGGCACUGAAUUUAUGUAAAGAACAUUUAUGAUUUAAUGAUGGAAUUUUGCUUAUGAUGGAAAUAUGUAUAAAAAAGGAUAUAUUAGCAAAAAAUGUAUGUUUGCAUCACAAUAAAUCCUUUAGGGCUAGA
Messenger RNA from Bombina bombina (fire-bellied toad), 2468 nucleotides. It is a transcript of the gene BEND7, whose product is annotated as BEN domain containing 7. The record is from RefSeq and is a predicted model, not a curated record. The transcript has 9 exons. Bases 398 to 1669 code for a protein of 423 amino acids. Gene Ontology annotation, molecular function: DNA binding. NCBI's taxonomy places the organism in Eukaryota, Metazoa, Chordata, Amphibia, Anura, Bombinatoridae.